GAGCCGCCCUCAGACCGCAGGAGCCAGCAUCCAUAUACACCGCCGGCGCCUCGCCCCUCGCGGCCGUGCGGAGCGUGCGCGAACUCCGCCCCCCUUAACCUCGCCGGGCGAGACCGACCAUCCCAUAGUACAGAUGCGUAGACUGAAGCGAGGGAGCACGCGCCGUUAGCCCAGAGUCGGGCCCAGCGCGGAUGGGGCCCGUGACGCGCUCUGGUUCUUCUGCCUCGGCCUCCCUCCCACGGGCCUGCGGACAUGCCCAACUCUGCGCACCUUAACCUGCCGGAAUCUCGGGCACUCCUGCUCCAACCCCGACCCGGUCUCUGGCUCCGCAUGGCUAAAAUGGAGGCGUCCCAUUAUGAGCCCGGCGAUGCUCUGGGAUGGGGAAUACCGCGGUAUGCCUUCUCACCUGAGACGUGGCUUCACCCUGAUCCAGGUGUGUCCAGAUCACUCUAUUUGGUCUGGAGUCCUGAAGAGUCAUCAGCAUUCAAGCAUAUUUAAAUCCUCGCGACCAGGUGAGGUCUUAUUGGGAGAGCAUCUAUAGAGAAAAGAGAAACUGGUCCACAAGCAGGAAGUUAAGAAGUCCUGAUUCUGGAAAGUGACUUAAAGAGGAAAAGCUACCAACAGGAGACUGAGAGAGAGCACCCAGUAAGGUCAUAUUCUGGGUUUUCCUGGACACAAGAACAAAGAAUGAGACAGCAAAGCAAAUCUCACUGGCUUCUCAAAGUGCCCAGUGGUUCAGGUCUUGAGCCUGAGGGAAAUAAGUUUGGAAAAAGGGCCAGGUAUGUAUGACCCCUGAACCGUUUACAAUUCAAACACAUAUUGCAACAGCCCUGUUUGAGGUGGCAACAGGGCCAUUUAUUUGCCUGUUUUCCCCAUAAUACAAGGCUUUUCUGCAUCCCACCCUUCCUGGAGGGGGCAUCGCCCUAAGAGACCUGGACUUAGAAUAUCUGGGACUCAGGUCCUCAACACAAAGCUCAGCAGAGAGGGUGUCUUUCAGCUGUGUGAGAAUGAGGCAGGCCUCCAGAGACAAGGGGUCCACCCACCCAGCAGAGGCCAGGAGACCACUUGGUGGAUGUAUUCUCCAGUGGGCACUGGCCUAGGUGGAGACUGCUUGUUCUGGGAUUAGCUGAAGCCCCUUCCAACUUGAGGAUCUGUGAUUUGACAACACAGCAUUCACUGAAUCCUACUUUGUUUUGAGUCAGGGACAGAAAAGUAUCCUCCCAACACACCCCCGUGGACGAAGUGCCUACUGUGUGCCAAACACUGGACUUCCCGUGCGUGAUCUCACAUACUGUCACAACAGGCCAGUGAGGAGAGAGUCAUCACCCCAUCUGAGAGAGGGGAAACAAGCCAGGGCAGAAAAGGAUGUCUUCUCUCUGCCUCCCAGCCUCGGGCUUCCCCUGUAGAAUGGAGUGAUUGAUGGAGAAUCCCACGGCAUUGCCUUUUCCUGUAGCAUCUGUACCCGAUAAAGAAAGGUUCCUAAUGGUGGGCUCCAGGCUCCAGGUGGUACCUGGUAGCUGUGGUGAGAGGAGUCCAAGAGCCAAGAAGUUCAGUGUCCUCCAUCUCUUUGGACUGGUGGGGGCCGAGCUGGAGGUCAGAGGGUAACAAGGUCUUGUUUGUGUAUAUUUAUGGGAUUUGAGUUUCUGAUGGACAAUAAUCCCUGCCAGGCUUCCCAGCUGGAACGGGAGUGGGCAUAAGGCCAAGGCCAGACGCCCUCUGGGCAGGUAUAAGAGCUGGGGAGGAGCGCCUGGAGCCUGGCUGGGGCAGAGGUGCCAGCCACUGCCAGGGGACCAGGGUGCAAAGCUAAAGCUGCUUCGGACAGACUGCCAGGUGGAAGAGUUGGUUCUGGAAGUGGCUGUCUCUGGAGAGCCUGGGAGAUACGGCCUCACCAGCAGUGCUUCCUCCCCUGGGAGGUCUGAGGACUCUCACUGACAGCCGCCGGGCUCAGACAGAAUGAAAGGUCUCCGUUGGCGUUACACUCGGCUGCCCAGUCAGGUGGAAGAUGCUUUAUCUGUAGAGAAGUGUGAGGAUGAGGAAAAGGAAGAGGAAGAGGAAGAGAAGACAGCCCCAGCUCCAGCCUCAGUCUCAGCUCCUGCUCCUGAAGAUCCUGUGGAGCCCCAGCUGGCAGAAGCCAGCCAGGUUCUCGGACCCUCGGAGAUUAGGCAGCUCAGCCUCCACCUCCCCCCAAGAGUCACUGGACAUCUCUGGAGCCUGGCCUUCCGAACAUCGAGAGAUGGCUUCAGCCUGCGGAGCUUGUACAGGCAGAUGGAAGGCCGCAGCGGGCCGGUGCUGCUGGUGCUAAAGGACCAGGAUGGUCAGAUGUUCGGGGCCUUCUCCUCUUCAGCUAUUCGACUCAGCAAAAGCUUCUAUGGUACUGGAGAGACCUUCCUCUUCUCCUUCGCCCCACAGCUAAAGGUCUUUAAGUGGACAGGAAGCAAUUCUUUCUUUGUGAAAGGAGACUUGGAUUCACUGAUGAUGGGCAGUGGCAGUGGCCAAUUUGGGCUGUGGUUGGAUGAAGACUUGUAUCAUGGGGGAAGCCACCCCUGUGCAACUUUCAACAAUGAGGUGCUGGCCCGGCAGGAGCAGUUCUGCAUCAAGGAGCUGGAGGCCUGGAUCCUGAGCUGAUGUCCCCAUGGUGGGCAGCUUCCUAAAGCAACAAAUGCUCAGACCUGCUCAUGAAUGCCAUCUAGACCCUCUUUAGAGAGCGCUGCCCAUUUUCUCCAAAAUCUAGAAGACUGGCUGUGACCAUACCUCUCUGUGGCCUGGGGACCCAAGACGGGCAUGGAAGCAAAUAAUGUUCUCCUGGAGAGGUGACUCUGAAGGAGUGAAAGGUAUUCACACCUCAUCUGAGCAGCACAAAGUCCCUGAUGAAAUUUCUUUUUAUUUAUUUAUUUUUUAAAGUAAGCUUCAUGCCAGCAUAGGAUUUUGAACAAAGGACCCUGAGAUCAAGAGUCACAUGCUUCCCUGAGCAAGCCAGGCACCCCCUGAAACUUCUUUUUAGGAAUUAUACAACUAAUACAUGUUUAUUGUAGAAAAAACAAAAGACUUAAAAAAAAUUAAAAUUGCCUAAAAUUCAACCACCCCCAAAACAUUAACAUUUUCAUUUUCAUAUAUACCUUUCCAGAUAAUUUUCCACGGAGAUGUGUGUGUGUAUCUUAUAAAAAUGGGAUUCUAUUCUGUA
Molecule: messenger RNA, 3181 nt
Organism: Canis lupus familiaris (dog)
Lineage: Eukaryota; Metazoa; Chordata; Mammalia; Carnivora; Canidae
Gene: TLDC2
Product: TBC/LysM-associated domain containing 2
Exons: 10
Coding region: 1954-2625 (223 amino acids)
Biological process (GO): response to oxidative stress
Cellular component (GO): nucleus
Source: RefSeq, a predicted model, not a curated record